AGCUCCCUAAAGUUGUGUGUGUCUGUUUUCAAAGACAAAAAAUGCACUCUGAAAACAGACGGUGUUUCCUGAUCGGACGACUCUCAUAAUAAAAAAGCAACGAGGCCAUACAAAACAAUAACCAUACUCAUUAUGUUCUCGUUAAUAUUGUGCUUAGGUUUAGAACUCAAGAUUAUUCAUAACGCUAUUUACUCACUGCUCUUCACAUACAUUGUGUUUAGGGAUAAAGGUAAGGUAGUGAUUACCGCCAGCGUAAUUAAUUUGAGAUGUUGGUAGAUUUGUAUUCACGAUGGAAGCUAAAUGAACCAAUACAAUAGCAAAAAUGCAUAAACAUCCAUUGUCGUGUUUGCUUUGAAGUAUGCGUAAUCAUUGUGGUAUUACGAAUUUGUGACACACUAAAAUUGCAUCUCUAGUUCAGCAGCUGCCUUGAAGUUUUCUGCAGUCGUGUGGAACUUAACGUGCCGAGUGUUGUUUUCAGUCGGAUAGGGUCGAAUGUGGCACAAGGGUAAAACUUGUGUCCAGCGAAUGCAAUCAAGAGGACAAAGGGUCUGACAAAUUGUGCCUCCGUCAAAACGCGCUAUUGAAAGUUAAUGUCAAAUGCCCUGGCGAAUUUAGUUGAAAUUCCGCCGAGCUAGCAAGUUAUUACUGGAAAACAUGUUCAGCCUUGUGUCACGCAUGGGGACUAAGUUGCUCUCCAGACAGUGUACAGCAGCAUGCCCUUUGACAGGAUUUGAUGCCCCUCUCAGACAGAGUCACUGGUUUCCCUCAGUGAUGGCACUGAAGACGUCUCCCCCUUUAAGAGCAGAGCCCACCAAGAAGAAAAGGGUUGACCCGAGGCGUGAGCAGAUCAAGAGGGAGCGUCUCAGGAAGAAACUGAAGAAACUGGAGAAAGUGCCGCCUGAGUUCAUACCCAUCGAUGACUUCCUCACUCCAGUCAGAUACCGCGAUGAAACCAGGGUACGCACAGCUCCACAGCUGCAGUUUGAAGAGAGGGAGCACAGGGCUCUGCUCCUGAAAGAGUGGUCCAGGUACAAGCAGUCUCAACACCAGGCUGAAAUGGAUGCCAUCGGCCAGGCCCUGGAGGCUCAGAGGGAGGCUCUGGAGGAGCUCAGGCUGGAGUCGGAGGAGCUGUACUGUGCGGCUCUCAUGCCAGACCCUUCACUCCUGCCGCUCCAGCACCAAGGGCCCAGCUACACGCCGGCUAAAGAGAACUAUGAGCCCCCUGACGGCAAAUACAACGACAUCACCAAAGUCCACACCCAAUAGGAAAAUGGAGUAAGGACGCUGUUGUUGUGAACCAAUUAUAUUUGUGUUCUGCACCUGGGACCUUAAAAACAAGGAACACUGAGACCUACAUUACAUUCCUGGACAGAUAUUCAGCCCAUUCUGCAGAAACGUAGCCAUUUAAAAUGGUAAAAAUUAAAAUUAAAAUAGUUGUGGAAACGGGCAUGGCUGAAGCGGAUCGUUGGCAAGGGCUUAGUGCAGAAUGUAAAUGUGCAGGGUGCUACACACACAGGUCACAUACUCAGAACAGCACAUACUGUUCAUUUUGAUUCUGUGGAAAACUGAAAUGUGACUGUCUAAAAUUUAUGAGUAAUGGAAAAAUUGAGGAUGCCCAUUUAAAUUGCAUUUAUUGUUUAUGAUGUAAAACACACUGCGCAUGGCUGUGCAAAGGCCUGCAAUAAUAAUUAAAGAUUAAAGAUACCAUAA
Molecule: messenger RNA, 1710 nt
Organism: Conger conger (European conger)
Lineage: Eukaryota; Metazoa; Chordata; Actinopteri; Anguilliformes; Congridae
Gene: mrpl40
Product: mitochondrial ribosomal protein L40
Exons: 4
Coding region: 655-1266 (203 amino acids)
Cellular component (GO): mitochondrial large ribosomal subunit; mitochondrial ribosome
Source: RefSeq, a predicted model, not a curated record